GCCGUUGCACGUUUUUUCGUGGAACGUCUUCGGCGGGGGAAUUUCCAUGCUUGCUGGGCCCUCGAUCGAGUAUAAGAAAACCGAUGAGGCAGAGCCGGCGAUCAAGUAUAAUGUGCAGCCACUGCUUGCCGAAGGAACCUGGCAAGUCGUGCUGAGGGAAAAGGAAAAGUGGCUGGAGGACAACCCCAUGGGUAUCAGCGUUGUUUUGAUCCAGGAAGACGUGUACACUGGAAAGCGCACCGAGGUUUACUCACGUCCUGUGUCCGGACAGGACGCGGACGCCGGACUCAAGUGCCACACGGACGUGAAACCUCUAGAGGCAUACUGGACACGGCUCUUAACGGAUCCGAAGCACGGGUUCGAAUACAAGCUCGCCUCCGAUCCGGAGAAAAGUUUCCAUCUAGGCAUGCCAGGAAGCGUCCACGGCGACUCCAUGGAUGUGACGGACGGCUUGCGCGACCACAAGAUCGACCCGGCUGUGAAGGGUUACCGCGGUCAAACGGUUUUCAGCGAUGUUGUGUCUCCUGGUGGCGUCGACAUGUCUUCGAAACUAGAGGCUGACCGCCACGUGAUCUUGGGCAACACCGUGUACGUCAAAUUUGGAAAGGGGCUGAUCGAUCUCUGCGGUCCGAAUGGCCUGGAAGUCGCUGAAGACGGAUGGAAUGCCAACCUGGCGCAGUAUAACAAUGCGAAGAGGAUUCCGCGUCGCAGUGCCGGAUUCGGAACCGUAAAGUGCAAGGGGCAUCCCAUCAUCACGCUGGGCAGCGGCCACCUGUCAGGAGGAAGGUUCGACGAUCCUGAGGUUCUUGAGCAGGUGCUCAGCGGUGACUACGAGCGCUCGGAGAUGUGGAAGGAGGGCAAAACUCCGCGCUCGGCGACCGCCCGUUGUGGUUCGCGAACUCCGGAGGGCGCUGGCGAUGAUUUGGCCAUGGGGAUGAGGGCCACUGGCUCUGCGUCGUCUACGACAGGAACGAAACAAGGCAGGUACCUGGAGCCGACACGACCGACCGGCUUUGCUGGCAUGGGAGGCACUACCCCGGCCUCUUGUUCUGAGAGUCUACUGUGUGCGAUGGGUAGCUGCAAGUCGCCUGCGCGACCCGGGCGUCAGCUUUCGUGGCGUGGCGCAGGCACACUUGUGCGCGCACAGGUCCGUGCGUUUUUGGAGGCGAUGUUUCGAAACGGCAAGACCAAAGCGAUGAUUCUGGGUCUGGAUCUCAACAGCAAGCCAGAUAUGCCAGUGCUUCAUAAGGUCCAUCUCUAGGCCUCGCAGUACGUGGUUUUACUUACUUCUUACUCGUUCUAGCCAGUCAUUCUCUUUUGGUAUUCAUCUUCGUUUUGUGUACAGCUUGGAGAACCAAAAUCAAACUGCAAGUUGGAGAAUCUAUCACUUACUUACAGUCUGCUGGUUCCAGAAAGGUAAGAAAAGAAGCACUGAUAGAAGAACCUUGCUCGCGUAACGAUAAUGAGUCCUUACUUUUUCUUUUUCCACCAAGAGGACGCACUCAUCCAUCACUGUUGAUGAUGAUGAUUCUACAUCGCAUUACAACAAUCUCUCAAGGUGCUCACAAAAUACGUGAUUGCGGAGCAAAUGAAACCACUUUGGGCUCGAAUGCUUGAGGAAGAUGACGAUUUUGGUACGCAUGUGGAUCAUGAUUUUGCCAUUAAGCAGCAGUUGCAAAUUGAUAUGCCAGGAUGUGGUUCUCAUGUUGACGAGUUUGCCGUCAUGCAGAGCUUUCAGGUGCCUCCACCAAGUGCGGCAACAGAAAAAGACAUUGCUACUCCUUCCAAUGCGACAACAGAAGACAGAAAUGCUCUUGAAAAUGCGCCCGCCGUUGUUAAGAUGUAG
This is a messenger RNA of Amoebophrya sp. A25, 1846 nucleotides long. The record is from the annotation of a GenBank genome assembly. NCBI's taxonomy places the organism in Eukaryota, Dinophyceae, Syndiniales, Amoebophryaceae.